UUACUUUUCCCAUCCACCCACAACCAUGCUACCACUACUCCUCCUUAUCAAUAUCAUCACUUUCAUUCUCUUCCACCCUCACACCUCUGCUGCUGCAGCGGGGCUCUGUCAUCCCAACGACAGAGCCGCGCUGACAGCAUUCAAAAACAGCUUCACAAACCCCAACCCAUUCCCCACGUGGGACCCCGUCUUCGACUGCUGCGACUGGUACGGCGUCAAAUGCAACGACACCACCAGCCGCGUCAUCAGCCUCGACAUAGCACCCCACGACUCCCUCGCGGGCACCAUCCCCUCGUCCCUCGCCAACCUAACGCACCUCCAAAAUCUCCGCCUCCACAAGAUCCCCAACCUCAUAGGCCAAAUCCCACCCUCACUCACAAAAAUACCUAAACUAAGAUUCCUUGUAAUAAGCUGGACAAACAUCUCAGGACCAAUCCCACAUUUUCUUUCCCAAAUCAAGAAUCUAGCAUACCUAGACCUCUCCUUCAACCGCCUCUCCGGCACAAUCCCUCCUUCUAUCCCAACUCUUCCGUUCCUCUUCGCAAUUGAUUUAAGUCGAAACCAGCUCACCGGCCCCAUCCCAGAAACGUUCGGACACUUCCAAAAAACCGCGGGAUUCCCUGCACUCGACCUCUCUCACAACAAACUUUCCGGGGCGCUUCCAUCUUCUUUGUCCAACGUACUCUUCUCGUCGGUAGAUGUCUCAAGAAACAAUCUGUCUGGCGAUGCGUCUGUGUUCUUCGGGAAGGACAAGGCCGCGAGCAGCAUUGACAUAUCGAGGAAUGGGUUCGAGUUUGAUCUGUCGAAGGUGAGCUUCAUGGUGUCGCUUGAUGUGUUGGACAUAUCGCAUAACAGGAUUUAUGGAGAGAUUCCGAAGCAGAUUACGGAGGCUGUUUACUUGCAGUUUUUGAAUGUUAGUUAUAACAGAUUGUGUGGGGAGAUUCCGACGGGGUGGAAGUUGAGGUAUAGAUCUGAGCCUUGGGAGAAUUCAUCGUUUCUGCAUAAUCGCUGCCUUUGUGGGAUUCCUUUGAAUCCAUGCAAUUGAUUUUCAAUUUCACUUCUAAUUAAUGACUUAUGAAUAAGCUUUCUUUCUGCAUUUCAAAGAUUUUCAGUUUAUGAUCAUAAUCUUUAAAUUAAAUGCAAACACUUCAAGUUUCAAGGCAUCCUUACUGGCUCACGUUAAGUAGGACAUUUUUUAUCAUUAAUAAUGUAGGAGGGUGAAAAAUGUUGAGUAUUUUUUUUGCCGGAUAAAUAUGAUGUUGAGUUGGCUAGCACUGUUAUUUUUUGGUAAAGUGAAUUAAUAGUGGCACAAACAUGUAGUACUAUUAUAUGACGAUGUGGACAAUUUGCUUUUUCUUACUUCU
Salvia splendens (bonfire salvia) is the source of this 1364-nucleotide messenger RNA. Its product is annotated as polygalacturonase inhibitor 1. The transcript has a single exon. The coding region runs from base 26 to 1045 and encodes 339 amino acids. The record is from RefSeq and is a predicted model, not a curated record. Lineage: Eukaryota; Viridiplantae; Streptophyta; Magnoliopsida; Lamiales; Lamiaceae. Gene Ontology annotation, molecular function: protein binding.